Capsella rubella is the source of this 2964-nucleotide messenger RNA. Its product is annotated as F-box protein SKIP14. The record is from RefSeq and is a predicted model, not a curated record. Gene Ontology annotation, molecular function: protein binding. Gene Ontology annotation, cellular component: cytoplasm. The coding region runs from base 843 to 2210 and encodes 455 amino acids. Lineage: Eukaryota; Viridiplantae; Streptophyta; Magnoliopsida; Brassicales; Brassicaceae. The transcript is spliced from 3 exons.
CUCGUAAAAUCUCUCUCGACCUCCAGAAAAUAAAAAUAUAAAAAAGAUUUGAGAUUUUCUCGCACAAUUUUCUCAACCUUUCCAUCAUUUUCUCUCUUGACCUGGUCGACGAAUAUCACCCGUUCUCUCUCUCUCUCUUUCCCUCUCUCUAUCUCUUUGAAUCUGAACUGAUCGAAUUGUUUGAUUCCCAAUUCGAAAAAGCGUUAAGAUUUCCCCAAAAAUAAAGGAGAUCUUGUUUUUGAUUUUUCGCGGCGAGGGUUCGGUUUGGUUUUGAUCUUGCGUGUGUGUGAGGAAACAAACAAAAAAGGGUUUCAAUUGAUUCUCUUCUCUAUUUGGGUUUUUUUUUUAAAAAAUCGUAUCUUUUGUUCUUUCUUCUUAAUGUUUAGGAUUAGGUUUCGAAAACCCUAGUUUUUUGAUCGAGGAAGAAAGAGUUUGUUAAACAGAAAAACAAAAAAAAAGAGGAAAAAAAAAUAUAUUCAAUUCAUUCUUUUGUUACCCCAAUUUGGUUGUUAAUACGUCUCACUUUCGAUUUCUCCCUUUUUUCUAGGUUUUUUAGGGUUCCCCAAGGAAGCUCUGAAAAUUUCUGGUGCCUAGUAUUUUUUUAAUUGCCAUCUGAAAUCAAGAGUUUCCUUUUUUUUUCAUUCGUAGAUCCGUCUUCUUCUUCUACAAAUUCGUCUUUCAAUAAUCCAAAAAAAAGUAACUUUAAGUUUUUUUUUUCGUCUCUUUCGGAUCUGAUCUAUCUUCUUAGGGGGUUUUGAGUUUUUUUUUUUCAGGGAUUCUGUACAAAAGAGGGAUUUUUGUUUUCUUUAGGUUUACAAAGUUGUAUAUAGAGAUUAAUAGAAAUGGCUUUAAAUUUUUCACAUAGACCCUUUUCUUCCCAUCUAUCUGAGGAACCAAUGAAGAUAGCCAAUGGGAAUUGGUGUUCGAGUUUCGAGAAAGGUGAUUGCUUUGAUUAUGGAAGGAAGAAUACUGGAGGAGAUUCUUCUUCUGUUGACAUACUUGACGUUUUGCCGUCUGAUCCGUUUGGUAUGGAUAUCAACAACACUUUCACGGCCAUUACUGGGUGGCUUGAGGACUUGGAUUAUAAUAACCAGUAUGGAGGAAAGAGAGAUGACAUUUGGAUUGGUGAUGGAAACCAUCAGCAGCUGUUUGCUGGAUUGAGUUUUAUUUGGAACAAUGCAAUGCAGUUUCAGAGUAGUGGGUUUAAUUAUGGAUCCGAUGGGUUUGGAGGUGCAUUUGAUGGUUCUCUGUUUUCCGCUUGUAAAUUCCCCGAGAGUAGUGUGGGGAACAGUGGGUUUGGAGGGGCAUUUGAUGGUGAUGGAUCUUGUCAUGGUGCCUUUGUGUCUGCUAGUAGUGUGGAUGAGGUAUUGAGCCUUGAGGAUUUGAGGAGUAGUGAAGUUGUAGGAAGCAGUGAUCGCUGCACUAAUGGAGGCGAGAAUGCAAACGUUCAUCCAGCAUUUGGUUUUUGUCUUUAUCAUUUGGGAGUGAAGGAUCUUCUUUCAGUCAGUAUGGUUUGCAAAUCUCUGCAUACAACUGUGUGUGAUGAUUCGUUACUAUGGAAACAUAUACACAUUUGUCAACCAUUGAAUGAGAAGAUUACGGAAGAGUCUCUGUUGCAUUUGACUGAGAGGGCUCAGGGGACCUUGCAGUGUUUGAGGCUCGUAGAUUGCUGUAGAAUUACUGAUGAUUGUCUUAAGCGGGUGUUGGAGCGCAACCCACAAGUAGUCAAGCUUGGUGUGCCUGGAUGCACAAGGAUCACUAUCGAUGGUAUUUUGAGCAUCUUGAGGGAUCUGAAGUCUGUGGGAAAGCUUCAGUUGAAGCAUUUAGAAAUUGGUGGCCUCUUUGGGGUUACUAAAGAUCACUACGACGAAUUGUUUGAAUUGUUGAACAUAGACAAUAAUGUCGAGCAGAAGAUUCAGAAGCCCCGUUUUUACCAUAGAGGAGAUGCAUGUGUGUCCUGUGAUAAUGUCCGGGCACUAGAUAUUGAGAUGUGCCCAAAGUGUCUGAAUUCUAGGCUUGUGUAUGACUGUCCAGCAGAAGAUUGUAAAGGGAAAAAGGAAGGUUCUGAGGAAUGCCGUGCUUGUUCGCUUUGCAUACAGAGGUGUUAUCAAUGUGGUCGGUGCAUCAAUGACAGCGAAUACGAAGAAACGUUUUGUCUAGAGUUUUUGUGUGCUGUUUGUUCGAAGCCGGCCCCUAAGUUAACUCUCUAGGUAUAUAAUUCCAUCUGAGCCUUUCUUUUCUGUAUGAUUGAAUAGCUCAGUCUGUAUGGGUAGGCUGUAGUUUGUGGGAGGUGUAUCUGCCCAUGGGUGUUGCCAUAUGUAUUUUAGAAUUACUUAUUUGGUUUGACAAAAAAGAAAAAGAAAAAAACACAGGAAUAGAAGUAUUCAAGAAAGAAGAAAGGUAGUUUGGUCAGGGGGAAGACUCUACUGUUUAUGAGUGUGGCUUGUUUAGUUUGAGAAAGUUAUGAAUUCUGCAAAAGGAAACCCCAAGAACAUGGUCGCCUGAGUAAUAUGUUUGACAGCAGGUGAUGCGAUUUGUCUGUUGUUUCUGUGGUCCGAGUUUGGACUCGAGACUACAUAAUAAGAAGAGUUUGGGCACUGAUGGUACGGUGCUGAAGCUAUCAAGAGCUGGAUUUAGGUUAAGAAGCAGAUGAUCAUUUGGGAUUGCAGAUGAAGAACAUGGUCGUCUGCUUUCUUGACCGAGAUCAUAAACUCCAUGUCAAUGAAGGUAUUGCCACCACUAUGGUGAAAUCUUUUGCUUAGUGGAGAUGUUCUUCAACUAUCUUUGAAACUUAUUCUUUUCUUUAGAAUAAAAAAACAUGUUCCCUUCCAUCUUUAUUUGGAGUUUGGACACAUUGUUGUUGUUUUCAUAAAGAUUUGCUUUGGAUUUAGAGAUGCUGUGUAAGUUUGGAUUGUUUCAUGUGACUGCUGUUAUAUUCAACUCAAUAAACAAGCUGUUGUGAGA